Messenger RNA from Amoebophrya sp. A120, 3114 nucleotides. NCBI's taxonomy places the organism in Eukaryota, Dinophyceae, Syndiniales, Amoebophryaceae. The record is from the annotation of a GenBank genome assembly.
UUCGAGAUCACGAGGCUACUAGGCGGCGACCAACCUCAGAAUUGAAGCACGAUCUUCACAGGUGGAAGAUCCUUCUGAGUACCUGGACUUCUAGAUCGCUCAAGAAAUACUUUUGCACAGUAGAUGUGAAAUUAUCAGAACACGGACUCGGAGGACCAGCUAUUUAUUUCACGCUUUCGCUUCGUAAUAGCUGUAGAUAGCUACUUUUUAUGUCGAGCCAUAGCUAAUAUUCUCGCAAAGAAAAAAAAAUCGCUACCAGGACCUCACUGACCCGUUUUCAUUCCACAAACGUACCCCCCUCCCCACUUGUUCAUGAUAUCGAAGCGAGAACAAAAGAUUCUUGAAAUACAAAGUACUCAAAGGCCAUGACUGAUACGACGCAGAGGCCUCAGCAACAGUGCACCGGACUGGCCGGUAUUCUGGUGCUGAACAUCCCUGAGCGUGUCGACCGGCGGGAAUGGCAGGAGAAAACGCUAGGAAAAGCCGCAGCCUCGCUCCAGAUUCCAAUCAAGUGGCUCAAUGGGUUCCACGCCGAGUCACUAGAAACAAACCGCUACACGCGACUUGCGGGCGAGACAGACGCGGGGAUGAAGGAAACGGAAAGGGCUUGGAUACAAGAUUUCGGCCUCAAGCGAACGCCCGAGCUUGCUCGGUACUAUGGCAGAACGACGACAAGGGCUGAAGUUGGAUGUUUUUUAAGUCACGCGCAAGCAUGGCGUGAGGUAGUGGUUGGCUCUUCAACUACUACAUCAAGUGGACCCGCCGUUAGUGCUUCUAGUUCUUCGUCGUCUUCCUCUUCUCACGAGCCGUGGGCGGAUUCAGAUACUGCUAGUGGUAGCAACAGCAAAAGACGCAGAAUCGAAGGCACUGAAAUGGGCGAGCGGAGGACCACUUCUGGUGAAGAAAGCCACCUGCCACUGUUGGGAGAGUCUCGCCUUCUACAAAAGGAAUAUUGGCUUAUUCUAGAAGACGACGCGGCGCCGAUGACGUGCAAUCCGGUCGUGUUUGAAAAUCCAGAGUUGGUCGUGGACGAAUGGGUUCGCAAGCUCCGACUGGUAGAGCAGAAAUCGAGCGAGCUGCUAAGUGCGGCAUUAAAUCGACGAACGUACACAACUGCUACUACUGCCACUCCUGUCGAUUUCGUGUACGUUGGAAGAAACGAGCUUUGGGCCGGCGCGAAUAAACUUGGAAGAAAUUCCAAGGGUCUUUCGUUCAACGACGGUAAUGACGGCGAUGAAGUUGAUGGUUUCAACGAUGACGACUUUCUCACACCUGUUUUCAGUUCCUGUCUCCACGCCUAUCUUGUGACACCCACCGGCGCAGGGAAACUACUUGCGCCCACCGAAAUCCUCUUGCGGCGAAGCAGGAUUUUUGAUGCGAUCCGAAACGAGCGACCGGAUCCGGAAGAUCUAAAGAUCGAACAGCCCAACGAUAGUGGUUGUCCUUUAUCGACACGAAAAGACGGCAUCAUGGCCGCUGACGAUUGGGUUCCGGGUUUACUUGCGGGAAAUAAGCACCCACGGAGUGCUGUGCAGCGGCUUUUGCAGGACUGCACGUCUAGAUGUACCUCUGAGAAACAAGGGAAAUUGCGAGCCUUAGCCUUUCGAGAGAACCUCAUAAUCCAGCUGGGCGAGAUUCGGCCAGAUCUUCCAGCGGCUAUGUCUACGAUUGAACGGGUACGGGAGAUGCUGGUGUUACCCUCAAAUAGCCGCGAGGCUGGUGCUGGCAUAAGCAAGCACGGCAAGAUGUCUGAGGAUGAUGCGCAUGAUAAUGUGACGUUCACCGAGGUCCAAGCAAGUACGUACCAGGAGUUUUCUGCAAGGAGCUUGGUUUCACAGCAGGGAGAAGUCGUGCUGGUCAGGGACUUCUUCAGACAGCACCGUCAGGUGGGCGGAAUCAGAGACGACACGACCCGAAGUUUUGACUUAGCGCAGCCAAUUGGUACGCUCCUACCAUGCGAGGCAGCCGACCCAAUUACUCACAGCGCCACAUGUGUUGAUGUGUUUGACGCAGAUUCGGAGCAGGUGGUCAACGACAAAAUGACACUUGGUGCUUUUGCAGAAAAGCACCUCGUGAUGCCUAGUAUCGCGAAACAAACAAAAUCGGAUGGCGUUGCUGACAGUCCGACACUUUCGGCGUUGUUUCUCACGGACCACUUUGCAAAGUCUCUGCAGCGAGGAACUGCACCUCGGGAUAGCUCUGGAGACACUAAGCGGAAAGGGAAAAAUCCAUCCGCCUCUUUCGUAUGGGACGCAAACACAGAAAAGAUGCUACGAGCGCUGGGACUAACCUUGAGCGACGUCACGUGGGCCAAGGCUGAGGCUGCCGAUAUUCUUGAUUCGGCACUGGAAGCCGUUCGACGGAGAAAAAGUGCAGAGGCGAAAAAAGCAAACAAAACAAAAAGUAAUUCCUCCGAGGACAACAUGAUCGUGGACAACGCCUGGGUCCUCGUCUGCCCCACCGGUCCUGGGUUUUCCUGGCACUGCGACCCCUAUCAGACGUCGGCCUGGAACCUCCUGAUGGCCGGCGGACCAAAGCUGUGGCUGUUUGCGAAAAACUGGUGCCCUUUUCAGUUCGACAGUGAAGCAGCGCCAGCCCAGGGAAAUAUAGCGCCGCGUGAGGUUUUCUAUUGCCUACAGAAAGAGGGCGACGCUAUUUUCCUGCCGGCAAACACCUGGCAUACGACACACAACCUAAGACCUUCGGUUGCGUUUACGAAAAACUUCCUCUUUCGGCAUCAGGUGGGAAACAUUCGCGAGGCAGUACGAGAAUUGAGGUCACUUUCCUACGGUGAGCUUGCGGAUGAGAUUUGCAGCCAGUUUGCGACGGAUGGCAGGAGGACUGACACCGCCGGCGACGGAAAGGAGGGAGAUGAAGAUUCGGACAUUAAUUGAGAAGGUCGGCCAUGUCCUCGUCCUUGGCGUUCUUUAGCGGUUGCGCGCACAACAACUGCGAGUCCUCGGCUUCGUUAUCUUGCUUACAGCAGAUUUCCACAUCGAUUUCCAUUCCUUGUAAAAACCAAGCGACUACGACAACAGCAGUUAAGAAUCAAUCAUGCGCGAUUCAAGAAAGCGAAGAAUUAUUUUGUACAUUUCACAGCCUAGUUGAUUGCAG